UCGGUCCGAUUUCGCGCUAUUUCGCGAUUUCGCGCUAGCACAACAGCCAUUCCUAAAGGCUUGAAUCGUAAAGUUGAGGAAGUCCUAAAACAGCACGUUCUUGUCUUGUUCAGAUGCCUCGCGAAGAACGAACACCACUUCUUUGCGAACCUUCGCACAGUUACUCUAGUGUGUACCCAUCAGCACCUCCUGUUGACAGGGAUCGUUCACCGCCACCCAAUUACAAUCAGGCUACAAGCCAACGACAAAUCGUCAUUUGUGCAGUCUGUGGAUACCAAAUAGAUAUUACCAAUGUGCACAAUGAGUAUGAAGUGACCUGUGCAAAAUGUAACGAAGAAACGCCCAUUGGCAAUCCUCCACGGGGAAAGUCAUAUAGUCGCUGCAGUUAUAAUAACUGCAAUAAGCUUUUGAAGUAUCCAAAAACAGCCACAAGGGUGUCAUGUCCACGAUGCAAAGAAGUGGUUGACAUCAACGUGGCAAAUCACAGUAGAAAUACACAGCAACCGGAUGUCAGCAUUGUGGCACCAUCUUCGAGUAGGACCUCUGUGCCCAGCAGGUCUACAGAAGCCAUGUACAGGUUCGUGUGUGGCUAUUGCAACGUUGAAAGUGUGCUGGAUGUUGCUCCUGGGCAACAUUUUCGCUGCAGGCACUGUGGACGAAGGUCCAGGACAAACAAUACCAACCGACGUGCAAUGGUCUUCAUUGUGCUGGGAACUGUGAUGGUCGUUCUGACCCUAGUGCUGAUGUCGUCCACCGUCAUGUUGAGACACAAUUCGGGCUACUGGUGGAUAUAUAUGAUCCUGCUUGCUGUGGCCACAUGCUUUCAUUCCUAUGGACUGUGGCUUAUGUGCGUCAAGAAGAGCACAGUCCAAGUUGUGCCAUAGCUAGCUGCUUUCUUUUCUUUCUUCAGGAGUCAGUGAGUGAUGAUCCAUCACUCACAGAUGAAUGUGGCAUCUACUCACAACUUGCAAAUGACCGGGGGAUGGAGGACAGCCUUUCCUUCUUCCUAAUAAGGAAAGAUAUUGCCAUUCAUUCUGUUGACUUUGGGAAUGUGUAGCAAGUUAAGAAACCCUAAGCCUAUAUUAUUUGUUGUUACUGCCAGGUGCCUUUGGACAAUUUGAUAACUUCAGAUUGUGAUGGAACAUAACAUCGUCACUGCUAUUAUUGCGGAAUCCUGAUAUUUCAGUUGAGACCUACAGGCAUCUAUGAUGGAAAACAUUCAAACUUUUUUUCAAAGUUUUAACUGUGAUGUUGGGUGAUAUACAUAGCUCUUUGUAACAAGUAUGGUCUUUGCACCUACAUGUACAUCCCAUUUAAUUUCUACCUGGAAUGAGGCUCUGCGAGGCCAUAGUUAUACCAUUUUGGGUGCUAAUUAUCCCAGCUCGGAGAUAAAGAAAAUAUUUUUUUUUUGCUUUUAUGACAUGGACCAUGCAUGGUAGAUGUGGAAGUGCAAGAUAACCUUGUGCACCUGCAGUUUGACCAAAAAAAAAGGAAUAUGUGUGUGGUCUCUUUUGCUGAUAUUGUUAACUUAUUGAACAACAUUUUGUCAAAUGGUAUAAUUUUGGCCCUUCCCUGUGCUCCCUGUAGGUAGUGUGUGCGGAGGGGCAUUCCAGAUCGUAGCUCAGUAGGGUUGUGUGACUGGAUUGUGCGGUAACUUUUGCACACUUCAUCAUUUUGCAUUUAUAUCUGAAAAUUUGAUUUUAGUUAGUGUUUUGUUGUUUGUUAUAUUGUAACUCUUGGUUAUGAAUAUUUAAGAAAAUGGUGCAAUGUUUCCUAAAGAAAUAUACCUUAACUACCCUUGUGAAUUUUGUGUGAUGUGACACACCCCUCAAUGCCUUUUCUCAUAAAAGUUUUACACACCUCUGA
Messenger RNA from Ornithodoros turicata, 1866 nucleotides. RefSeq names its product type 2 phosphatidylinositol 4,5-bisphosphate 4-phosphatase-like. Gene Ontology annotation, biological process: phosphatidylinositol dephosphorylation. Bases 114 to 884 code for a protein of 256 amino acids. Lineage: Eukaryota; Metazoa; Arthropoda; Arachnida; Ixodida; Argasidae. Gene Ontology annotation, molecular function: phosphatidylinositol-4,5-bisphosphate 4-phosphatase activity. The transcript is spliced from 9 exons. The record is from RefSeq and is a predicted model, not a curated record. Gene Ontology annotation, cellular component: phagocytic vesicle membrane; lysosomal membrane; plasma membrane.